GAGAGGCUGAUCUCUAAGUGGAAAAGUGUUAUCUCCUGUUUCUAACCUUCCUUGGGACACCAGGACUGACUGGAUGGUCUUCAGAAGUUACUGUUCAAGCCGGUUCAGCCUUUGGGGAAGCCUUAGGCUAGAUCCCUGGAUCUGACUGCACUACUGUCCUACUCACUUGAUUUGGGAAGGAACCACAAGAAAAAAAACUUUGAACAAUCCAAGGGACCAUUGCUGACCUGACCAUGUACCGCAACCCUCUCAUCUACUGCACUUGCUGGGACCCCUGGGGCCUGGGUCCGAGGAAGCUCAUCAGGACACCUCAGCCUCCACCCAAGGCCUCUUGGCGGAGGUCCAAGUUAACUCCUCUGCUACCAGUUUCAAAAGAACACAACUACCUCCAGCCCCUGCCAGCAACCAAACCCACUGUUGCCCCUAAACUGGGCAUCCAUCCUGGGAGGUGCAAAGAGACCCAGAAGUCACCUCAGGAGGUGAUUGACGUGUCACCUGGCUACCAGCUGGUUCGGAGUCGUGAGCAAGUUUCUGUCACCUUGGGAGAUGAGAUGUUCAAUGGGGAGAAGCAGCUAGAACCUGAAGUCACAGACAGAGUCAGCAGCCCCAGGGCCAGUAUCAUUUGUGACCUUGAAGAGCAGAUCUCAGAACUGACUACCAUCAUAGAACAAAUGAACAGAGACCACCAGGCUGCCCGGAAAUUGCUCUGCGGGGAAAUGGAGCGGCGCUGCGAUGCCAUGAAGCGGAGCUUUGACUGCAAGACCAGGGAGCUCAAUUUGGCUCACAAGGCGGAGCUCAGUGAGUUAGAGAACAGUUACAGAGAAGCCCUGAAGAUCGAGAAGUCAGUGGCACAAGGAAAACUAGAGGAGAUGCAGAAGGAAUAUAAGUAUUUGAAGAAUAUGUUUCACAUGUACCAGGACACCAUUCACGAUGAAAUGGAAGACAAGUGGUCUAAGCGGAAGGCAGAGUGGGAAGAGGGUGAGAAGUCGGAGCGGGAGAGGAUCUUGCUUCAACAAAAAAACAAGAUGACCAAAAAGUUUGAGUUAGAGUCAGAGGAGGAGAAGAGGAGAAUGACCGAAUCCUACAGUGCUACCUUUGAGAGCUUUGUGCGGGAGAAGGAGGAGCUCUUGAAACAACAUGAAAGGGACACCAUGGAAUUACAAGAGCUGAGGAAGAACAAAGAGAUCAUAGAGGAAGAGUUGCAUGCACAAGCCCUUAUUCUAGAGUCACUCAACACGAGCCUCUACCAAACUCAGCUGGAACUCCAGAAAGAGAAAGCUGUAGCGGGAAACCUAGAAAAAGUACUGCAGAACAAGCUCGCAGAAGCUGAGGAAAAGUACAAACACAUCAUCCAGGAUCUCACAGCGGAAAACAGUGACCUCAGGCAGAAGAUAAUCGCCAAGAAUGAAGACAGCCAUGAAAGACGACCUGAGAGGUCCACCUCUGUCGCUCUUUCUGGAUAUGACUUGGGCAUGUUGGAAGACAGCAGCAACAAAAGAGGACAGUCAUAAAGAAACCCCUAUUCUCCACAGCCCAGGGCAGGGAAACCAGCCCUGCGGCCAACAGAAGGCUGAAGGCUUUCAUGAGAAAAGCUGCUGAUGAGUAGAGUUCUUGGGUGGCUUGAUUUGUGUCACAGUUGGCUUUCUUCUGAGAGGCUGGGAAUGGUUGAAUUCUCCUCCAGUUGCAUGGCUUCUGGUGACUGUUUGGGGACUGAUGUUUCUGUAUGUGGGAACUUUCCGUAGGCUGGUACUCUUUUCUCUUCAACUUUUGCAUAUUUGACUACAAAGAAACUAUAGUAAUUGAAA
Molecule: messenger RNA, 1805 nt
Organism: Cavia porcellus (domestic guinea pig)
Lineage: Eukaryota; Metazoa; Chordata; Mammalia; Rodentia; Caviidae
Gene: Flacc1
Product: flagellum associated containing coiled-coil domains 1
Exons: 16
Coding region: 234-1511 (425 amino acids)
Cellular component (GO): cytoplasm
Source: RefSeq, a predicted model, not a curated record